Aethina tumida (small hive beetle) is the source of this 1206-nucleotide messenger RNA. It is a transcript of the gene SPARC, whose product is annotated as SPARC. Lineage: Eukaryota; Metazoa; Arthropoda; Insecta; Coleoptera; Nitidulidae. Bases 124 to 927 code for a protein of 267 amino acids. The transcript has 7 exons. Gene Ontology annotation, molecular function: calcium ion binding; extracellular matrix binding; protein binding. The record is from RefSeq and is a predicted model, not a curated record. Gene Ontology annotation, biological process: anatomical structure development.
GCUUUUGCCCGUUCUUGUACCAGCUGAGGUUUCGUUUUCGUUCGCUUUCAGCGAUCAGUUGCAGUUUAAGUAUUCUGUGGUGUGGAAGCAACCGGUGGCCUGGUUAUCCUUUAACCAGCCAAAAUGAAGUGCCUGCAAGUAUCAGUACUUGUCAUCUGUGCCCUGUUAGUCAGUGAUGUAGCAUCAGAGAAAAUUAGGAAACGUAAGAAGUUCCACCACAAAACCGAGUCCAAGGAAGUUAAGGAUGAGAAGAAGAUUGAGGCUCCCCCAGCAUUGGCCGGAGACAUCGACAACAUUCCCAUAAUUGAUCCCUGCUUGAACGUGCACUGCGGCGCCGGCAGCGUGUGCGAGACCGACGCCGAAGGAGAACCCCAAUGCGUGUGCAUCCCCCAGUGCCCGGUGGAGGUCGAGGACCGUCGCCAGGUCUGCUCCAACCACAACGAAACCUGGACGUCCGACUGCGCCAUCUACCAGCACAGGUGCCUGUGCAAGAAGGGCGACCCGCAGUGCAAGGGUGAACAGUACAAGCACGUGCACAUCGAGUACUACGGCGCCUGCAGGAACAUGCGCGAAUGCUCCAAGGACGAAAUGGCUGACUUCCCCCGCAGGAUGAGGGACUGGCUCUUCAACAUCAUGAGGGACUUGGCCGAUCGUCAGGAACUCAACAAGAACUUCAUGAAGAUGGAACGCGAAGCUGAGAACAACAUGACUCGUCGCUGGGCCAACGCCGCCAUCUGGAAGUUCUGUGAGCUGGACGGAAACCCACCAGACAGGUCCAUCUCUCGUCACGAGCUGUUCCCAAUUCGUGCCCCUCUGAUGGCUUUGGAACAUUGCAUCGCCCCAUUCUUGGACAAGUGUGACAUGGAUAACAAUCACAGAAUCAACCUUAAAGAAUGGGCUGUAUGCUUAGAAUUGGAAGAGGCAUAGAUUGAGGACAAAUGUGAAGAGCUUAUGAAUGACGACGAUGAACAAGUUGAAGAAAAUUAACAAUGUUAAUUCGUUAAUGAACAUUGUAUAAUAUUAGAUGAAUAAGUUUUAAAAUGCAGAAUUAAAUGGUGCUAUUAUAAAAAUUAGAUACUUAUAUUUCAUCAUGGACUAAAAUUCUAUUCACUAAGUCACUGUAAAUGAAUUCUCUUUAAAAGAUAAUAUAACACUGCCGUAUUUUAUGUACUUGUUUGUAUAAAAUAUAUUUUAAUUUUAUGUGUA